AUGUCCACGUCAACAACUCGCUUUUGCACCGACUAUGGUAAACGUGUGGCGAAAUGCCAAAAAUGUAAAAUGCAACUCGAAAAGGGGUCUCUUCGUCUUGGAAAAAUCGUUCCCAAUUUUUUCUUGGCCCAGAAAGACGACAGCAAACCGCCACCGGAUAUGAAACAAUAUUUUCAUAAGAAUUGCCUUUUCGAGAUGUUAUUCAAGGCUCGUGCAACCACAAAAGUUAUCGAAUCGACAGAAGACCUCGAAGGGUUCGAUGAUUUGAAUGCGGAAGAUCAGGAUGAUAUUAAGAAGCUAAUUGGAGAGCUAAUGGAGAAGAGAAGCAAAGAUGGCGAUGUUGUGAAGACGCCGAAAAAUGCGAAGAAGCCGCCGAAAAAAAGUGAUGAGACGGAAGAAACGAUGGCAAAAAAACCUGAAAAGCGUAAAAUUGACGAAGCGAAGCCACGAGAAUUCGACGAGACAUCGAAAUAUAAUUCGUUAUACAAAUUUUCCAAAGCUUGCGAGGUUAUUGGAUCCCUUGACUCCUCGAAAGAAAAGAAAGCGGCGAUUAAUGCAAUGGUCUCGAAAGACGAUUUUGAUGGCGACCUUCGCGUUUGGUUGGUUCUUCUUCUUCGCGAGAAAGACGAAAACGAUUAUCAUGUCAAUGAGGAGAAUUUGAAAAAAUAUUUUGCCAAGAUUCUGAACACUGAAGAAGAUGAAUUGGAAGCUGGUGAUAAUGGGGAUUUGAGUCAAAAAAUUCGCGAAAAAGUUGAAAGUAUUCGAAAAAAUGGCAAAAGUGACUGGAGCAUUCAAAAAGCAUUACGAUAUCUGGAAAAACUCGCAACAAUUUCUGAUGAUGAUCAAAGGCAAUCGCAUUUUAAAUUUGCCACAAAAAGAUUGAGCCCCAUCGAGCUUCAAUGUCUUAUUCGACUUUCACUAAAAGAUUUACACACUAACCUGACUGUUCGUGAAGCAUUUGAUGCUAUUCAUCCAAACUGUUUUAAAUUUUACGAGAAAAAUGGCGAAAAUAUUGAGAAAACCGUAGAAAAGUAUUACGCGGGAGCACUAGAGGAGCCGAAAGCGAAAAAAUCGAGUGAGCCGCCAUCGAAAAAAUCGCGAAAACCCAAAAAAGAAGAAUCCGAUGACAGCGAAGCAAUGUCUGAGUCUGAAGAGGAAAGUUUUGUGAGUGAUGAUGAUGAUGACGUCGAUUCCGACGCUGAUUCUGAUGAUUUGGUUUCCGACGGCUCCAGUGAAGACGUGAGCAGCAGCAGUAGUUCGGAAGACGAUGACAAUUUCGAGAAAGCUCGCGAGAAACUGAAAGUGCCACGUGGCACUCGGUCGAGACCUCUCAGUAACAAAAAUACGGAGGAAAAGUGCCCGCCUGGAAUGACUGCAUGCUGGUAUGGUGCUCAAUGUUAUCGUAAAAAUCCGGAACACAAGCAAGAAUAUUGGCAUCCCACUGCGAGCAAAUAA
This is a messenger RNA of Caenorhabditis bovis, 1455 nucleotides long. The record is from the annotation of a GenBank genome assembly. NCBI's taxonomy places the organism in Eukaryota, Metazoa, Nematoda, Chromadorea, Rhabditida, Rhabditidae.